Molecule: messenger RNA, 816 nt
Organism: Phytophthora nicotianae INRA-310
Lineage: Eukaryota; Oomycota; Peronosporomycetes; Peronosporales; Peronosporaceae
Exons: 1
Coding region: 1-816 (271 amino acids)
Cellular component (GO): cytoplasm
Molecular function (GO): phosphatase activity
Source: RefSeq, a predicted model, not a curated record
AUGACGGGGCCACACAGCACUAGCAGCAGCAAUUCACCGACUAUCAGAGCAGUGGAUGGCUUUUUCUCGACCAUUCCUCAAGCCGAAGCAUCGUCGGAAUUAUUGCAGCUCUUCCGACAAUUCAAGUUGGCGACUUCAUCCUGGUCGGAGUUCCGUGAGAAGUUGGAGGCAGACGGUACUCGAAACCUCAAAGUGGUUUUCUUCAUUCGUCACGGCGAGGGUCUCCACAAUGAAGCGAUCAAAUUGUAUGGUUCUGAGCGCUGGUACAAAGAGCUGGUGACCAGCGAUGUCUACAGAGACGCGGAGCUGACACCAUUCGGUAUCCAAGACGCGAAGAAUAAGGGGCCACCAAGUAUCAAGGCGGAGAUGGAGCGAGGCAUGCCACCCAUCGAGCGAGUCGUCGUCUCGCCGAUUUCGCGAGCCAUUCAAACCGCUCAAAACUUCUUUGUGGAGAACCAGAUUCCUGAUAAACCGUUCGUGUGUAUAGAAAGCUGUCGUGAGCAUCUCGGAGUCGAUACCUGCAACAAUCGACGCUCGGUGUCUGAGCUGAAAGCGAAAUUUCCUGCCGUGGACUUUUCGGCGCUGAAAGAUGAGGAGGAUACUCUGUGGACAACCGACUACCGCGAGUCUGCUGAGGAGAUCCAAACUCGUGCGAAGGAAUUUCUAACAGAACUUUUCCGGACGAUUCCCGAGCGCCACGUUGCUGUAGUGACGCAUUUCGGAUUCAUUGAGGCAGUUUGUGCGGCUAUGCUGGGUAUGAAGAUUGAAGCGGGUAAGUGCGAAGUUGUGCCGUUGGUUUUAGAGCAGUUUGCAUGA